Messenger RNA from Conger conger (European conger), 2174 nucleotides. It is a transcript of the gene katnal1, whose product is annotated as katanin p60 subunit A-like 1. The record is from RefSeq and is a predicted model, not a curated record. The transcript is spliced from 11 exons. Lineage: Eukaryota; Metazoa; Chordata; Actinopteri; Anguilliformes; Congridae. Gene Ontology annotation, cellular component: microtubule cytoskeleton; microtubule. Gene Ontology annotation, biological process: microtubule severing. Gene Ontology annotation, molecular function: ATP hydrolysis activity; microtubule binding; ATP binding. Bases 86 to 1552 code for a protein of 488 amino acids.
AGCGUCGUUCUGCGGCCAUGGUAACAUCGAUGUGUAACGGACUGGCGCGGAGAAGAACAGAAAUAAGUGUUUCAGUCUGAGCAACAUGAAUCUGACGGAAAUCUGUGACAAUGCUAAGAAAGGGCGAGAAUAUGCCCUGCUUGGAAACUACGACUCUUCCAUGGUGUACUACCAAGGCGUGGUGCAGCAGAUCCACAAGCACUGUCAGUCGCUCAGGGAUCCGGCGCUGAAGAUGAAAUGGCAACAGGUGAAGCAGGAGCUGAUGGAGGAGUACGAGCAGGUGAAGGGCAUUGUGGGAACCCUGGAGAGCUUCAAGGUGGACAGACCGGUGGACUUCUCCGUGGCACAGCCGGACGAGUGCCCACGCGACCCAGUCGUCUGGCCUCCCCCCAUACCUGCUGAGCACAGGGCACCGGCCCCAGUGAAGCGGCCCAACACCGGGGCAAAGCCCCAGAGGAAAGAGUCCCCGGGGGUGCAGCACCGGGGGCCGACGGGGCGAGCGCAGCCCAUCCCAAAGGCCGAAAAACCAGCGUCCCGGGACGCCAAGGGCAGCAAAGCCAGGGAGGACAAGAAUAAGAAGAACGCCCAGGACGGUGGGGGAGAGGGGGAGGUGAGGCGGUUUGACGGCACGGGGUACGACAGCGACCUGGUGGAAGCCCUGGAGAGGGACAUCGUGUCCAGGAAUCCCAACGUCCACUGGGACGACAUCGCUGACCUGGAGGAGGCGAAGCGGCUGUUGAGGGAGGCGGUGGUGCUGCCCAUGUGGAUGCCAGACUUCUUCAAGGGCAUCCGGCGGCCAUGGAAGGGCGUGCUGAUGGUGGGCCCCCCAGGCACAGGGAAGACCAUGCUGGCCAAGGCUGUGGCCACAGAGUGCGGCACCACCUUCUUCAACGUCUCCUCCUCCACCCUCACCUCCAAGUACCGGGGCGAGUCUGAGAAACUGGUGCGGCUGCUGUUCGAAAUGGCCCGCUUUUACGCCCCGACCACCAUCUUCAUGGACGAGAUGGACUCCAUCUGCAGCCGGCGCGGCACGUCCGACGAGCACGAGGCCAGCCGCAGGGUCAAGUCCGAGCUGCUGGUGCAGAUGGACGGUGUCGGGGGUGCGCUGGAGAACGACGACCCCUCUAAAAUGGUCAUGGUGCUGGCUGCCACCAACUUCCCCUGGGACAUCGACGAGGCGCUGCGGAGGAGGCUGGAGAAGAGGAUCUACAUCCCCCUGCCAACAGCCCAGGGCCGCGCGGAGCUGCUGAGGAUUAACCUGCGGGAGGUGGACGUGGCGCCCGACGUGGACCUGGCUCUCAUCGCCGAGAAGAUCCAGGGAUACUCCGGGGCGGACAUCACCAACGUCUGCAGGGACGCCUCCAUGAUGGCGAUGAGGCGGCGCAUCCAGGGCCUGAGUCCGGAGGAGAUCCGGGCGCUGUCCAAGGAAGAGCUGCAGAUGCCCGUCACCAUGGAGGACUUCGAGCUCACGCUCACCAAGAUCUCCAAGUCCGUCUCCGCCGCCGACCUGGAGAAGUACGAGUCCUGGAUGGCCGAGUUCGGGUCCGUGUAGCGGGGAAGCCGGGACCGGGGACCGGGGACCGGGUCUCCUCCCGCGGAACGUCCCGGAAUCUCGUCUUUCUCCAGCCCCGGGAGCUGCCCUGCGCGACAGCCUCCGUUAUUACUUGAAAAAAAAAAAAGAUGUCAUCUUUGUGUUCUCUAAUACAGACUAACAUUUUGGGGGAAAUUCACAAAGGGUCUUGAGGCCUGAUGUGUUGUGUGUGAAUGAUUUUGCUUGGGUGGGAUUUUUUUUGUUUGUUGUUGUAUUGUUUUUAGCGGUCUCUGGAGAGGAACGAGGCGAUUUUUGGCACCUUUCACUUCAAAGUCUCUGGAAAUGCACUCGUAACUUAUUUGAGCACUGGACAACCUGAGACACGACGGUAGUGAGUCGUGUUUCCGAUUCCUUCAUUUUUUAUUCGGUUGUUGUUGUUGUAUGGAUUAUCUGUGGUUGUUUUAUUUGUGUUGAAUGUCUGACAACACCAGCAGAAUGCAGAGACGAUGGCCAGACAGAGGCCUUUGAAAAUGGAGCGGAAAAGAAAAUUAUCUUUUCGGCGAUUGCACUGUGUGCCCCUUGUACGCUUCGUCUCUGAAUGUCAUUAACGAUAAUAAAACACAAACGGAUUGUACAGAGCAAA